AUGGGAGUGCCGGCGCGGGGAGCACUCGCGGCGAUCGUGGCUAUAACCGCGUUCGCCGUGUACCUCAACAGCCUCAGCUGCGGCUUCGUCUUCGACGACAUCUCGGCGAUUAAGGACAACCGCGAUCUCAGGCCGCACACGCCCCUUAAGAAUGUCUUCUACAACGACUUCUGGGGCACCCCGAUGCACAAGGAACAAUCGCACAAAUCUUACAGACCUCUUUGCGUUCUCACAUUCCGAUGGAAUUACCUGAUUCAUCAGCUAGAUCCCACAGGAUACCACCUGCUAAAUGUUAUUCUACAUGUUGGAGUAUGCCUAUUAUAUUUCAGGACCUGUUUGAUGUUUCUACCGGAUGCAACAAGUUUUGUGUCAUCCUUAUUCUUUGCUGUGCAUCCUAUUCACACAGAAGCAGUCACAGGCGUAGUUGGUAGGGCAGAGACUUUGUCCUCCUUAUUUUACCUGGCAGCUUUAAUCACGUACACUAAGUGUUGCAAGAGCAAACGAUCUACAGGGUGGAAGUCCUUGAUAUUAUCUAUGUUUUUUGUAUUUACCGCGAUGUUGUGCAAGGAACAAGGAAUCACAGCCACUGCAGUUUGCGUACUCUAUGAGAUUUUUGUUGUACAGAAGGUCAGAGCGAGGGAUAUUUUCUUAGCACUAAAGUCGGCUUUCGGUGGUAAUAAAAUUUCGCCCGCGUGGUCGGGCGAGGGUACGAAACGCCUGACCGCCCUCACACUUGUUACAUUUAGCCUGCUUAUCCUGCGGUUGCACAUUAUGGGCUCGAAAUUGCCUGUAUUUACCAGAUUCGACAAUCCCGCGUCGGUUGCCACGACCCCGACGAGGCAACUCACGUACAAUUAUCUCGCCGCGGUGAAUCUCAGACUGCUGUUUCUUCCGAGUGACUUGUGCUGCGACUGGACGAUGGGCACAAUACCGCUGGUGGAGAGCUUCGCCGACGUCCGCAAUCUCGCGACCCUCGUCACUCACGGGGCCGUCCUGGGACUCCUCGUGACGGCCGUCGUAACGCGCAGCAGGCAAACGUCGGUCAUCCUCAUCAUGAGUCUGGCUAUGAUGAUUCUGCCCUUCCUACCCGCGUCGAACCUUUUCUUCCCGGUCGGAUUUGUGAUCGCCGAAAGGGUGCUGUACGCUCCCUCCAUGGGGUUUUGCAUGCUUAUCGGAUACGGAUGGAGCAUUUUGAUGGACAAGAAAUGCAAAAAGCUGGUGCUGCUUCUAUUGGUGACGCUUCUAGCGGCGCACACGUCGAAGACAUACAUCAGGAAUUACGACUGGUUGGACGAGUACUCGAUAUUCAUGUCCGGCUUGAAGGUGAAUGAUAGGAACGCCAAACUGUUCAACAACGUAGGCCACGCGUUGGAGAGUCAGGGUCGCUUUAAAGAGGCGCUAAAUUUCUUCAACAUGGCCGUGCAGGUCCAGGGAGACGAUAUCGGAGCGCACAUCAAUGUCGGACGAACUUACAAUCAUCUGAAAAUGUUCAAGGAAGCCGAAGACGCGUAUCUGAAGGCCAAGUCGUUACUGCCAAAAGCGAAACCGGGAGAGUCUUACCAAGCACGCAUAGCACCGAAUCACUUGAAUGUGUUUGUUAAUCUGGCCAAUUUGAUAGCGAAGAACGCGACUAGAUUGGAGGAGGCUGAUUUGCUGUACCGGCAGGCGAUCAGUAUGCGCGCGGACUAUACCCAAGCGUACAUUAAUCGCGGCGACGUCCUGAUCAAACUGAAUCGCACGAAGGAGGCCCAGGAGGUUUACGAACGAGCGCUGUUUUACGACAGCAAUAAUCCAGACAUCUACUAUAACCUCGGUGUCGUGUUCCUGGAGCAAGGAAAGGCCUCUCAAGCUCUGGCGUACUUGGACAAGGCGUUAGAAUUCGAUCCAGAGCACGAACAGGCCUUGCUGAAUUCCGCUAUACUGCUGCAAGAGCUGGGACGCGCGGAAUUACGUAAAGUAGCUAGGGAGAGACUGCUGAAGCUUCUACGGAAGGAUUCGAACAACGAGCGCGUGCAUUUUAAUCUGGGAAUGCUGGCCAUGGACGAUCACGACAGCGGCGACGCGGAGCGCUGGUUCCGCAAUGCCGUUGCGCUGAAGGAGGACUUCCGCUCGGCGCUGUUCAAUCUCGCGCUGUUGCUGGCGGACGAGCAGCGUCCGCUCGAAGCGGCGCCGUUCCUCAACCAACUUGUCAGGUUCCAUCCGGAUCACGUGAAAGGCCUAAUCCUACUGGGAGAUAUCUACAUCAAUAAUAUAAAGGAUCUAGAUGCCGCGGAAAAUUGUUAUCGCAGAAUACUGCAACUGGAUCCCACCAACGUUCAAGGCUUGCACAAUCUGUGCGUCGUGAUGGUGGAACGAGGCAAACUGAAUCAGGCGGCGCAGUGCCUGGAACGCGCCGCCGCCCUGGCUCCGCAUCAGGAUUAUGUGCAGAGACACCUCUCGAUUGUACGCAAUCGCAUCAACAAGGAGUCGGUGGACGACACCGAUGUCUUCGACGACUCGUUUUGGAGCAGCAACACCAAGGAUAAGCCGUUCAACGCGGAAACAUCAAACGGACAGUUUCUACAGAGGAAGACUGACUCGGUGUUUGCGAACCACGCGGCGGUCCACAAUCACAUAGGCAGUAAGCAAAGCAAUACCGACUCCCUGAAUAAUCACAUGAUACACUUGAAGGGUCCAUCGAAACCGGCUCGUGCGAUCAGCAACGUCGCCAGCAGUGAUAGCACCACCGAGACGAAGGACGGACAGCAGACUGCCAAGCAAACGGUCCCCGAAUUGAGCAACAUCGUGGAACCUACGACGGACAGGGUCUUCGACAGGAUAAUAAGCGCGGACGUGACGAAGCUGAAUAUCCAAACACAGGAACGUGGUGGCGCGAAACACGCGAAUCCCGAUCAAUUUAAUCGGAGCGCCGCCGCCGCCGCCGCCGCGGUGGUCGGCAGCAAGCAAGGGAUCCCGAAACAGACAAAGGACAGCGCAUUGUCAUAG
Messenger RNA from Ooceraea biroi (clonal raider ant), 2985 nucleotides. Its product is annotated as transmembrane and TPR repeat-containing protein CG4050. Gene Ontology annotation, cellular component: endoplasmic reticulum. Lineage: Eukaryota; Metazoa; Arthropoda; Insecta; Hymenoptera; Formicidae. Gene Ontology annotation, biological process: protein O-linked glycosylation via mannose. The record is from RefSeq and is a predicted model, not a curated record. Gene Ontology annotation, molecular function: mannosyltransferase activity; protein binding.